AUGUUCGCCACCGAUAUAAAGCUAACCCCACAGAAGAACAUAGAAAUGGGGCUUGUAACGGCAGGGAAGGUGGAAGAUAUUGCAAGGCAGAAUGCAACUAUCGGAGAUUGUUCUGAACUACAAACUAUUGAAAAGUUACCAGGUGAACCAAUUCGUAGCCUCAGACGGAACAAUGCCAUUUAAGAAGGCUGACGACAGUGUGACAGUAGCAUGCUCAUUUAAAGAACUUUAUUAGAAUUGUUUUACCUACUUACUAUUAUGAAAAAGAUAGAUGGAAAGACAAAAUGAAAAAGAUUAACAAUUAUGGCACGAAUAUCUCACAUGUUUAUAGACUUACGAUUAAAAGUUGAGACACACUUUCCUGCAACGCGUCAGAACCGCGCCACCAUUAUAUAAAGUAUCUUGUUGAUAAAAUCCAACAUGGCCGUAGCUAGUCCCCAUGUGGUUGCUCUAACCUAACUUCAGUCUGUGUUUGGUUUCUUCUCUAAAAAGGUAUUUUCUAAAAAAGAUGAUUGGGCUCCCAGAUAAUACUCCUAACCACAUGCUAUAUCUCGAAAAAUGAUUUGAUAAUUUGUGUAUUUAUACUUUAAAAUUGCACAUCAAGUAGAUAACAAAAGUGAAGAGAAGAAUAGUUGGGGUGAUCAGUCAAAUAAUAAGGCAAAAAUAAAUGAUAAUAUUUGUUUUGACAUUUGCCGACGUUUCGACCUGAAGUUCAGGCCUUCAUCAGGGCUAAGAAAAGAACAAGAUAACAAUAGAGUAGUUAGAUUAGUAGUCAGAGUAGUUAGACUCCAUUCGCAAUGUCUUAAUUUUACUAUAUAUUUUCAUAUCUUAUAUAACUUCAUAUUCCUUUUUUCUGUUUUACAUUUUAUUCUAAGAUUCCCAUUUUAAUACUUAUGUCACUUUUUUUAUCAUAUUUACUUCAUCAUUCCACACUUUGUAACGUUUAUUAUUAUUUAUAUCUUACUUCUUACUAUUGUCAUUAUUCUAACAACUUCAUUUUACUUUAUUUAUUUUUUUAUUUUUUUUUAUCUACACUACUUAUGUUUCUCAUACCUUGUUAUCUGGUUCUUUUCUUAGCCCUGAUGAAGGCCUGAACUUCAGGUCGAAACGUCGGCAAAUGUCAAAAUAAAUAUUAUCAUUUAUUUUUGCCUUAUUAUUUGACUGAUCACCCCAACUAUUCUUCUCUUCAUUAUUCACGACAGUCGACCAUUAUACCCACAAAUAUAACAAAAGUGUUGGAAAUGGGUCACUGACGACUCCCGCAUGUCAUAGCUAAAUUAUUCAUCGAAAAGAAUAUAACAUGGAUAGCAUUGAGAAGGACAGGAACAAAAUGUGACAUUUCUUUCACCAAAAAAGAUCUGCAGAAGGAGUUAAAAACACAUAAAGACAUAUUACUUGAAAAACUAAAGCAAGAGAAAAUCAAUUAAUACAUUAAGAGGGCAAGAUCAGCAGAAUAUCAUAAUAUGUAUGCCAAAUUAGAACAUGAUUGCGGGUAUUUUCGGCAGAAUGAUUGCAAUUUAUACUUCAUUCGGCUAAUUUUUAAAGCGAGAGGGAAACUCUUCAAUCUAAAUUACCAGCCGUGGCGGGAUAAAAGUGGAAAUUGUUCUUUGUGCAAUAUGAAUGCACCGGAACUUUCAUUUUAUAUCGGUUUGCCCAAUACUAAAAGAGUUCAGAAUAGAAUUUUUAAGUAUGCAUCAACUAAAUUUUAUGGAUACGAUAAACUACAGUAAUCUUUAUUUGUAUUUAAAAACAUCCAUUAAUUAUAGAUGUGAAUUAGUGAGAGAAUAUAAUUUAGAAUAAUAGGUAUCUAAGUUUAUGUUUAUGUAUAUUUGUACAUUAUUUAGGUAUAUUUAUAUUUUUAUAUUAAGAAAGAAUUUUUAGUUAAAAUUAAGAUUUUUUUUAAUUAAGUAGAUUAUAUCGCAAUUGGUAUCUUGUUAUAUUGAAACUGUGAAUUUUUAUAAGAUAAGAUAUCUUCAUGAAUAAACUAGGGGAACACCCCGACAGACGAACAUAAGUUCAUUGGCGAUAAAUCGUUUAAUUAUAUGUAAAAAAAAAAAUUAUAAUGUGUACUUUAUAAACAAAUAAACGCCUCUAUCUAUCUGCCUAUCUAUCUAUCUAUCUAUCUAUCUAUGGAUGUACGCUUGGACGCGGUAGGUGCAUGUGAGUUCCAACCUUAAGUUUCAUUGGUGUGUACUAUGUAAGUGUAUUCAGUGUAUUAAUAAUACAUAAUUCACUCUAAUAACAAUUAUGUACCCUAGAAUAAUAUACGAUUGUUAGUUGAGAGAUCGAUAAGGCAUUGCAAAUGAAUUCCUCUGAUCCUCUGAACCAUUCUAAUUGUUUAUAAUAUUUGAAUAUGAAAAAUUAAUGUAAAAUAAAG
Nezara viridula (southern green stink bug) is the source of this 2377-nucleotide messenger RNA. The record is from the annotation of a GenBank genome assembly. Lineage: Eukaryota; Metazoa; Arthropoda; Insecta; Hemiptera; Pentatomidae.